CCACGACAAAUCCGAUGGCUCGAUUUCCUCGACAUACUACCGCCACCGGAGAUUACUUCAAUAAACGCGACACUACCCGCAUCUGGGUUCCCGGCUACGAUUUACUUCGUACCCUCCUAAUCGAGGAAUCCCACGACAAUCCUACCUCCGAGCAUUUCGGAGUCGACAAAACUAUGAAGACGUUGCAGCGCAAUUAUUAUUGGCCGAACAUGGCAGACGACGUGCGCAAGUACGUCUCCUCCUGCACCGCCUGCCAGAUCAUGAAAUCGUCCCAUCAGCGAGCAGCCAGACUCCUACAGUCGUUGGAUCUGCCCGAGAGACCCUGGCAACACGUUAUGAUGGACUACAUGACAGGACUGCCGGUCGGUCCCAGCGGAAACGACUCCAUUCUCUGGUCGUUGACCGACUUACAAAAAUGGCGCACUUCGUCACCUGCCAACAGAAAAUUACAUCCGAGCAAACCACCCAACUGUUCAUCGCCAAUGUCAUCAGGCUGCACGAACUACCCACCGCCAUUAUUUCAGACCGAGACCUGAAAUUCACAUCGAAUUUCUGGCGCCACCU
This is a messenger RNA of Closterium sp. NIES-67, 564 nucleotides long. NCBI's taxonomy places the organism in Eukaryota, Viridiplantae, Streptophyta, Zygnematophyceae, Desmidiales, Closteriaceae. The record is from the annotation of a GenBank genome assembly.